This is a messenger RNA of Dermatophagoides farinae (American house dust mite), 1650 nucleotides long. RefSeq lists its product as uncharacterized. The record is from RefSeq and is a predicted model, not a curated record. Lineage: Eukaryota; Metazoa; Arthropoda; Arachnida; Sarcoptiformes; Pyroglyphidae.
UUGAAAAAAAAAUACAAAACGUUAUCAAAACGUGUUUUAUGCCGUUACACAUACCACACACACACACAUGCUUUUUGAGUGGCUGAGAAUUUUUUCUUCUUCUUCAUGUGUUUGUUUAAUUUUCGAACGCCAAAAAAAUGACAUCAAAAUUCUUAUUGUUUAAUAAAAUUGUCAUUGCUACUAUUGUGGUGAUCAUCAUUCCAAUUCAAUGUGAAAAUGAUCAAAUAAAAAAAUCUAAAUCAACAAUCAGUUUCAUAGCAUCAAUACCAGCCAAACAAUCAGAAAUAAUGAUAAAAAAUGGACGAAAAGAAUAUGAAAUUUUAUUGGAAAAACGUAAUCUACCUGUAUAUGGUGAAUGUUGGGACCAUGCCAUCCAACGAUUAGAACAACAAUGUAAUCAAAUGGAUGAAUCACGACAAUCGUGGCUAUCAAUAGUGUUUACCGAUUGUUUUCUAAAAAAUAUGGGAAGUGAAUUAAAAAAUGAUGCCUGUAAACAAGUGAUCAAAUUGAAUGAUGGUAAUGAUCCACAGAAUCAGGUGAAACCGACAAUUUUAUCCAAUCAUGAUCUGUUGAAAGAAUGUACACGUAGUAUGAUUGAUUCAAAUCUAUUCAAUACUUAUACAAUGUUUUUCGUACAUACACAAAGUAUUUGUUUUUAUCUUCAAUCAGAAAAAUGGCAACAAAACACAGAAAAAUUGGUCAAUAAUCUUGUUCAUGAUGCACAUGUUGUAUCCAAUGAAUUGACAAUAGCUGUAGAACAGAUUGAAAAUCUUGAACAUUUACAACAUUCAUCAUUGGAAGCACAGAUUACAAUUAAUCAUGAAUUGAAUCAAGCACGUAUAAAUCUGGAACAAUUUCAACAACAAACCAGAAAACAACAAGAUUUGAUUGAAAAAAUUAUCACACAAUUCAACAUGCUUCAGGAUUUUCUUAUCACUGAAUUCUCGACAAGUUCAUCGAUAUUUUUUUUCAUAGCAAAUAUGUUGGUCAUUUAUUUUAUUACAACACCAAAACGAACUAUCGACAUUCGUCCAUGGUUAUAUAUGAUCAUGAUUGUUUGUUUCUUUUUCGAGAAAAAAGGUCUUGAUUAUCUUUGUUGGUGGCUUAAUUUGAUUCCAGUUAAUUCAUCAUCGAAUAUAUCCGAUUCAAUCAUACAGCUACAAUGGGAUAUAAAUCAAAAAAUUUGGCUAUUACGUAAAUCUAUGCUUGUAACACAGGCAUUCAUAUUUAUAUGGCGAUUAGUUACAUUUAAAGAUUUGACUGAAAUCAAUAAUCAAAUUCUUUGUACAAAUACCGUAAUAUUACGUAAUAUUCAACAACAAAUGUCAUCUAUGAAAAGUUUACAAAAUGAAUCAUCAGGUGAUUGUUCAACAACGACAACAGAUUCUUCAUUAUCCGAUUAUGAAACGGAUGAAUCAUUUCGACCAGAUGAUGAUGAAGUAGAAGAAUAUUUGUAUGAUGAACCACAAAAUUAUUAUUCACCAUACAAACUACGACCAAAUCGUCCAACAAUAUUUAUUGAUUAUGAUGAUGAUGAUAAAAUUGAAAAUAGCGGUCGACGACUAUUUUCACCGAAUCGUUAUCAUUAUCAACAAUAAAACGAACACAACUUAUUAUUCAACAAAGAAUAUUUUCAUCAUCAAAAACCAU